Pelagomonas calceolata is the source of this 1392-nucleotide messenger RNA. Lineage: Eukaryota; Pelagophyceae; Pelagomonadales; Pelagomonadaceae. The record is from the annotation of a GenBank genome assembly.
GCAGAUUUUUGCUGUGGGGCUGCCCCGCGGUGAACGAAGUGCGCUGCUCGCAAAUUCAUUCGACGGCGCUGCCCCGCGGUGUCAAAUGAGUGCCCUCACCGAAGUCUCCGAGGCCGAUGAGCUGAAGGCAGCCGUGGCGGCCACCGGCGAGCCGCGCUUGAUCGCGCUGCUGGAGCGCCUAGCAAUCGUCGAAGGCAAACUCGCGGACGGCGGCGGAGACCUGCGGGCCGCCAUCGAUGCGUGGACUCCGCCGACGACCAGCGGGCAAGCCGCCAAGACGCGCCUCGCGGAGCUGCUGACGCGGCUCGAGGCUGUCGAGGGACGCGAGGCCGCGCCGAGCAAGGUUGACCCCGCGGUCAUCGCCGCGCUGAAAAAGGAGCUUGAGAACGCGUGCAUGGCCCACAACUUCUCGCCCAAAAGGGCGGGCCGGCCCUCGAACAUCGAGAAGGACUUCCAGGCGUUCAAGGAACGCCUCAACACCAAAGCCGUGGCGCGCAGUGCAUAUAAAUCAAAUUGUCGCGGCGCGUCUCGGCCACUGCUGAAUCAUGACCUUCACGCCAUCGACGCGACGCCAGCUCGAUGGCGUGGUGGUGUGGUCUUACGCCACUCGAUUCAGAUAUAUCACGGAGCACCCGACUCACUGUUUGAUUUGUGCGCAGGUCGCGCCGCUCAACGCGAUCAAGAACCAGGGCAAGGAGGAGGGCACCGUAGAUAGACCCUUCGACCCCGAAGAGCUGCCCGAGGUCGCCGCGGCGGACAAGGCCUGCCGGACGGCGAUGCGCUUCAUGCGGAAAUUAGAUAGGCUCCGGGGCAACUUCGAUCCUAGGGAUAGCGAGGCCGACGCCACGGCGGCCUCAACCAAAAAUGCCGCGACGGCGGCCCUCGAGGCCUGCGCCGCGGGCGCGCCCCUCGACGCGGCGCGGGCCGCCGUCGACGCGGCGCGGUCGGCCUACGGCCUGGCCGCGCAGGCCGCGACCGCGAACUCGGUGGCGCGCAAGUCCGCGGAGCGCGACGCGUGCGAGGAAUUGAAUUCGGCCAUCGAGGCCGCUGUGGCGGCUGUCGCGACCGCGCUCGCGGCGCACAAGAAGGCGUCGAGCGCGCCGCCCGUUCCGCCGCCAGCUGCGGCGCCGGCCCCGGUCCCGCCGCCCGCCGCGGCGAAGCCUCCCGCGCGAAAGCUGGACGUCCAGCUCUCGACGCGCAGCACGGCGCUGGCGAACGCCCUCGACGACGAAUCCACGAAGGGGAUGUCAGCGGUGCAACGGCGGAUCAAGGCGAUCGAGGACAAAAUGAAGGGGAAGAAGUAGAGAGGGGUAACGUGAGUGAAGAGAAAAUAAACUUUAAAGAUGGGUGUGCGCAGCGUCGCCGUCGCCGGGCGCGCGCGCGGGCAAUGGU